AUGAAUAUCGACAAUAAUAGUCAAGAAACAUUGAAAGCUCCCAAUGAAGAUAUUCAAGAUCGUCCGAAUGAAAUACUUUCAUCAAUACACAUAUUCACACCGCAACAACAACAACGUCUCUAUCAAGAUGAGCUAUGUGCAAUAUCCUCAGGAAUAAACUCUCCUGAGACUGAUCAAUAUCAUGAAAGUUAUUCACAGCAACAAGUCAACGAUUACGAGACAAGGUCAGAUGGUGAUAUUAAAUGGUUAGAAGAUGAUUAUAAAGAGCAUAUAAAACAAAUUGAACAUGUUCAAGAAUUAAAAGAAGAAGAGAAACAACAAUGUGAAUUAAAACUAUCCAAACAGUUAGACGAUACAGAACAAUGGGAAGCAAUGCUUUUACAAAAUCUAAUAACACUUUCUGAAAAACAAUCGAAUCAGGAUUUAUAUCAACCACAACAAGAAAAUAAUUCUUUUGAAUAUCUCAAAUACAUGUCACGUCAUAGUAAAAGAAAAUAA
Adineta steineri is the source of this 498-nucleotide messenger RNA. NCBI's taxonomy places the organism in Eukaryota, Metazoa, Rotifera, Eurotatoria, Adinetida, Adinetidae. The record is from the annotation of a GenBank genome assembly.